Molecule: messenger RNA, 5348 nt
Organism: Clupea harengus (Atlantic herring)
Lineage: Eukaryota; Metazoa; Chordata; Actinopteri; Clupeiformes; Clupeidae
Gene: adamts13
Product: ADAM metallopeptidase with thrombospondin type 1 motif, 13
Exons: 32
Coding region: 107-4801 (1564 amino acids)
Biological process (GO): extracellular matrix organization; proteolysis
Cellular component (GO): extracellular matrix
Molecular function (GO): metalloendopeptidase activity
Source: RefSeq, a predicted model, not a curated record
GUGUGUGUGUCAUCUCUUCAUGUGGCCCAGGGCCGUUAGAAACCGUCAGUCCAGCUCCCGGGUCUGUUCCUGCGACGGCUGUAGUUGUCCAGUGUAGGAAGCGGGCAUGGCAGCGGGCACAGCAGCACUAGCGCUGCUCGGCAUCAUACUGUCUCUGCCAAGAGGUGAAACUGCAAGACCCUCAGCUCGGGAGACGAGCUUCCUGAAGUCUCUGGACCCCCAAGACCUUGAAUAUUACUUUGGCACCAUUUCUGCUGAUUCAGUGCCUGAGUUUGAGCUGCUCUGGACAGACUGUCUUUGGGAUGAGGUGUCGGCCGGGCCCAGGCUGCCCAGACGCUGUUCCCUCCACACCCAGAGCGAGAGCCUCCAGCUGGGCCGCAGUGAGAGGGAAGGGUCCCUGUCUGGCCCCAAUGUGGUGGAGACGGCUCUGAACUCUACCGUAAGCACCGUGAGGAGGAGCCAGGAGGGGGGCUGUGAGACUCUGGAGGUGCUGGGCCCCCCCUACGCCAGAGCUGUCCUCUCCCUCUGCAGGGGGUACAUGCACGGUGUGAUUGUGCGUGAGGGAAAGAGGAUCCACAUCCGGCCACUGCUUCAGAGGCACCUCCCCCUGGCACCAGCUGACAAGCCUCCACACGGCCUGGCCCUCAUGGGAGUCCACCAUCAGCAGCAGCCUGCUGGGCCUGGAGCAGCUACCGACCCUUCACCGGAAGCAGCCCUAAUCGGACACCAGCAGCGUUCCUCUGGGCCUGCGCUUCCCACACACACAGGAUACAGCAGGAGGCAGCGGCGGUCUGCUCUGAGCUCAGAGGUGUCUCAUCUGGAGCUACUGGUGGUGGUUGGGCCUGAUGUCCAGCAGGUGCACCGUCAGGACACAGAGCGCUACAUCCUCACCAACCUCAACAUCGCUUCAGAGCUCCUGAGGGACGCCACUCUGGGAGCUAAUCUAAGAGUUCAUCUGGUCCGCAUGAUCAUCCUCACUGAGCCUGAGCCUGAGAUCCAGAUGACCACCAACAUCUCCUCUUCUCUGCGGAGUGUGUGUCAGUGGAGUCAUAAGGUCAACCCAGCCAACGACACAGACCCUCUACAUGCAGACCUUCUGCUCUACAUCACGCGGUUUGACCUGGUUCUACCCGAUGGGAACAAGCUGGUGAGGGGCGUGACACAGUUGGGUGGAGUCUGCACCAGCCAAUGGAGUUGUGUCAUCACAGAGGACACUGGGUUUGAUCUGGGCGUAACCAUAGCGCAUGAGAUUGGCCACAGCUUUAACAUUAAUCACGAUGGGAUAGGCAAUACCUGCAGCAGCAGUGGCUUCAUGAUGGCGUCUGAUGGAGGUUAUAACAGCGUGGACCUCACCUGGUCUCAGUGCAGUAGAGCGCAACUGCAGAGCUUCUUCAGUGCAGGGAAGGCGGACUGUGUGGCAGACCUGCCGGUGAUGGGGGGCUCUCUUCAGGACUGGAAGCCGGGUCUGUACUACGGGGUGGACGACCAGUGCAGGAUCGCCUUCGGCCGCUCCGCCAGGGCCUGCACAUUCACAGCCAAUGACAUGACGGCGUGUCGGGUGCUGUCCUGCCACACGGCGCCCGGAGACCAGACGUCCUGCACACGCCUGCUGGUGCCCCUGCUGGAUGGCACAGAGUGUGCCCCCGACCAGUGGUGCCUGAAGGGGCGCUGUGUGUCUCCGUCCACCCUGAGCGGCUCCAUGGUGGUGCACGGCUCCUGGUCCAGCUGGCCCCAGUUCUCCCCGUGCUCUCGCACCUGUGGAGGCGGCGUCUCCUUCAGGAAACGCCAGUGUAACAACCCCAGACCUGCGUUUGGAGGAAGAGUGUGUGAAGGGGUGGACACUGAAGCUGAACUUUGUCAUCGCCAGCCGUGUGUCUCUACCCAGCUGGACUUCAUGGCUCAGCAGUGCUCCCAGACGGACCACCAGCCCCUUCACCUCUCCCCUGGACAGGCCCUGCACUACACCUGGGUCCCUGCUGUGGGCCACGUCACAGGUCAUACGCAGUGUAAGCUCAUGUGUCGGUCUGAGGGGGAGGACUUCAUGGUGAGCCGGGGGUCAAAGUUCAUCGAUGGGACGCGCUGUGAAGCUGACUGGGCGGUGGAUCCAGGGACUGUCACUGCCUGUCUGGAAGGGUUGUGUGAGGAGUUUGGCUGUGAUGGAGUGUUGCACUCUGGGAAGGUGGAGGACAUGUGUGGGGUGUGUGGAGGGGAUGGGUCCACCUGUCACCUCACCUCUCUCUCUUAUGAGGGAGGAGAGACCAGAGAUUACGUCACAUUCCUGACUGUGCCCAUCAACGCCACACAGGUCCGCAUCCUCAACUCCAGACCAAUCUUCACACACCUGGCUGUGUUGGUGGGGCACCAGUAUGUGGUGUCUGGGAGGGGCGAUAUCGCCCUCAACACCACCUACCCCUCCCCCCUGGAGGACGAGCACCUGACGUACCACCUGUACCUCACGCCAGACCUCCUGCCCCGCAUGGAGGAGAUUACCCUACCGGGACCAGUGCAGGAAAACACACACAUACAGGUUUAUCGUAAGUAUGGCAAGGAGUAUGGAAAGCAGACGGACCCCAGCAUCACCUACCAGUACUACAUACCUGACAGUGCUGGGGAGGACACACCUCGGGGCCACUGGUCAGCCGUCACCGGCCCCUGCACAGUCACCUGUGGGACAGGCACCCAGCAGGCCGUGUCUGUGUGCGUGGAGGAGGGCAGUCAGGAGCAGCUGGACGAGGCCUUCUGUGAGACGUCUGACAGGAUGCCAACCGUACAGAGGGAGUGCAGCAUGCCAGCAUGCCCACCCAGCUGGAAGGAGGGUGAGUUUGGGCCCUGCAGCGCCUCCUGUGGCGGAGGAGUGCAGGUGCGGGAACUGAGUUGUGUGCAGACUCGGGGCCAAGAGCAGGUGGAGGUGCCAGCCUCUCUGUGCCCUCAGGACUCCGUGCCCGUGGCAGUGGGCACCUGUGCCACCCAACCCUGCCCUGCCAGGUGGCAAGUCUCUGACCCGGGUGUGUGUUCUGCCGUGUGUGGGCCCGGCGAGGCCCAGCAGAACGUGACGUGUGUGCAGGUCCAGCAGGGCCAGGAGUCCGAGGUGGAACCCAGUCUGUGCCCAGAGCCGCAGCCCCCAGACUCGGUGCCCUGUGUGGUGGACGUGUGUCCCAUCGGCUGGGAGAGCAUGGCCAAGCAGGAUCAUCAGACUCCUCCAGUGGUUCUGGCCCGCUCAAAGGCAGUCCCUGUGUACGUAUGGAGCCCUGUGAUUGGUCACUGUUCCAGCAGCUGUGGGAACGGUACACUGCAGGUGUGGUACACCUGUGUGGAUCACCAGUCACGGUUUGGGGUGCCGGAGUUCCACUGUGACCCCUCCAGCAAACCCGAACCCCACACUGAGCCCUGCAACCCCACGCCUUGCCCCCCCGUCAGGUGGCGCUACAUGGAGGGUGUGUGCAGUGUGACGUGCGGCGCUGGGAUGGCCCGUAGGGUGCUGUACUGCGCCAGGAGCACAGAGGGCACUGAGAGGGAGGAGGUGGUCAGCGACGCAGAGUGCCUGUCCAUACCCAGACCAGUGGACAUGGUGGAGUGCAACACUGAACCCUGUCCUGCCAGAUGGAAGGUUCUGACGGGGGGGGUUUGCUCUGCGUCCUGCGGUCUGGGUGUGUUGGAGAGGAGUGUGUCGUGUGUGCAGUUUGAGCGGGGGCAGGAGCAGAGCGUACCUGAGGACAGGUGCGCCCAGGUGAAGAAGCCCCCCAGCCUCGUGCCCUGCAGAGUACAGCUGUGCACCUUCAGAUGGGACAUGCGUGAGUGGAGCAAGUGCUCGGUGCCGUGUGGUUAUGGGAUCCGGAUGCGACCCGUUUCCUGUGUGGGCCCGUCCCACCCCGACCCGGUCAGCCCCCUGCUCUGCAUGCACAUCCCCAAACCCAUCACCAUCCAGGCCUGCAACGCCGGCGACUGCGGCACCCACACACACACACACCCCACACACCCCACACACACACACACGACGGGCCAGGUCCCCAGCCAGGACUCAGAAGAGGAGGCAAACCCAGACCUGAUGCCUCUGACAUCACCGACCCCCACGCACCUCUCCAUCAGCCCAACCGCCCCGCAGGCCGCCAUCACCACGGCAAUGCCAACCCCGCCCUCUCAAAACAAUCUGUGUGGACAGCUUCUUCUCCAACCAUCCGGAACCAUAGACCUGAGAAACGUAACUCAGAGGAGAUGCAUCGUUGCUAUUGGUCGACCACUGGAUGAAGUCAUCAACAUUAAAUUUGAGUCCAGCACUCUGGACUGCAAGGCCAAGGAGUAUGUGGCCUUCUACGACCGGCUCAUUCUGAUCAGGAAGUGCGAGAGGAUGGUGGGCAAAGAGCUGACAUCACGCACCAACGUCCUACUCGUGAGGCAGGGCCGUAUCACCCCCGGCAAUGGAGUGAUGCUCACCUACAGCAGCAGGAAGAACCCGAAGACGAGCCACCAGCAGGACUGUGAUGUCCAGUUAUUCGCCCCCACUGGUGUGAUUGAGAACCCAACUAAAGGCUCCUCCUCCGAGGCUCAGACCUGCAGGGUCUUCCUCAAUGCUCCGCCCUCCCUCCAGAUCAAAAUACAGGCCUUCAGCAUGUUCAACACCACUUCCACACACACCACAUAUGUGCUGAUUCGAGACGUGGACACGCUAAAGACCACGGUGUUCACGGGCCACCAGCUCUUCUUGUGGAGCUCCAGUGGCAGCCGGGCGGAGGUGGAGUUCCACGGGCAGUACCAGCACAUCAAGGGCUCCUUCCACGCACAGUACUCCUUCAUUAGGCCCUGACCUCUGACCUCUUGAAGCCUCCACAUGUUGGAAACGUGAAGUGUUUUAGUCCACGGGAAACCUGAAGUGUUUUACUCCACGGGCUGAUGACGUCGUGAUAUACAGUGUGUUGCAUUCAAAGACAGAACCACUGUGGUAUAGCUUUUUCAAUAUAAAAAAAACAAAACAUAUUUUCAUUGUUUUUAAUGUUUAUUUUAAAGUGAUACAAAUGUUUUUUAUUUCAGACUGAACGUAGUUACUGAAUCCAGCAACUCUGGAAGCCCUGAUAUGACAAAACUAGCAAAGGCACAAGGGGGUUUAUACUGACAUGACCUCUAAAGGAGGUUUGGGCAUAGAUAGGAGCACUUGGUCGACUGUAUAGUCAAAGACUAUGCAGUUAACAUAACAUGGUAAACAGCAGCAAACUCCAAACCAAACACUGUAAAUAGCAUUCUUAAGACACAAACACAAAGACUUUAAAUAUGUUCAAGCACAACAAAGAGUGUUGUUUCAUAACACACGAGGAGUUUUGUUUUGUCUUUUUAAAUAAACGACUUGAGUGGCUGGA